AAAGCUAUGACUCCAUGUCUGUGUAUGAGGGAGGAUGCUCAGAGCGAACCCAUCCUUCCCAGACGCCAGUGCGAAGAAACAGUCUGCGCGUUGUUCUCCGCUCUGGAUGGUACUGGGAUGCAUUUUGGAAGAGGGGUCGGGCAGCAGCGACCCACCAGCAUCCGAGCCUGACAUGAAUCACAAGUAAAAGAGCUCUUUCAAGCAAGUGAAGAGCACAUGAAUGUGCACAAGUCCGCCGAGCUGCACUCGGGCUUCUCACAGCGACAUUUUGGACCUUUUGGACCUACCUCGAUUUGUUUGUAAAUACUCAAACCAAUCACAGAAGACUUUAGAUGGUCACUGAAUCAAGCCUAUUUUAAUAUCUUUUCUAAUUUUCUUUCUAUUUGUUUUUUUUUUUUUAACGUUUUGGGUGGGGAGUUUGGUUUGUGGGGAGUGUGUGCGUGGGAUUUUUUUUUUCUUUUGUCAAGCGCGAAGACAAACUUCUACCAUGGCACUGGUUAUGGAGCCCGUGAGCAAGUGGAGCUCUAGUCAGGUGGUUGACUGGAUGAAAGGGCUGGACGACUGCCUGCAGCAGUACAUCAAGACCUUUGAGAAGGAGAAAGUAGGGGGGGAGCAGCUGCUGCGUAUCACCCACCAGGAGCUGGAAGAUUUGGGAGUAUCCAGAAUUGGCCACCAGGAGCUGAUACUGGAGGCUGUGGACUUACUCUGUGCUCUGAAUUAUGGGCUGGAGACUGAGAAUCUCAAAACGCUUUCUCAUAAGCUUAACGCAUCUGCCAAGAACCUGCAGAAUUUCAUCACAGGCAGGCGGCGCAGUGGCCAUUAUGACGGCCGAGCCACCCGCAAGCUGCCCAACGACUUUCUAACUUCAGUGGUGGACCUCAUUGCUGCUGCCAAAAGCCUUUUGGCAUGGCUUGACAGAUCUCCAUUUGCAGCAGUGGCAGAUUACUCUGUGACCAGAAACAAUGUUAUCCAGCUAUGUCUUGAGCUCACUACAAUUGUACAACAGGACUGCUCUGUGUAUGAAACAGAAAACAAGAUCCUGAAUGUGUGUAAAACACUGUCUGAAGUGUGCGACCAAAUUAUCUCGCUCUCCUCGGAUCCCAUGGUGUCCCAGUCUGCACAUUUGGAGGUUGUGCAGCUCGCCAACAUAAAAUCCACUGAAGGCUUGGGCAUGUAUAUCAAAUCAACAUAUGAUGGUUUGCAUGUGAUCACCGGCACCACAGAGGGAUCACUGGCAGACCGCUGCAAGAAAAUCCAUGCUGGAGAUGAAGUCAUCCAGGUCAAUCAUCAGACAGUGGUGGGCUGGCAGCUGAAAAAUCUGGUGAACUUGUUGCGUGGAGAUCCUGCAGGUGUCACCCUGACGCUGAAGAAACGCCCCCAGAGCACGCUCACGUCAACCCCUGCUCUGCUGAAAAACAUGAGAUGGAAACCAUUAGCUCUGCAGCCAAUCUUCCCUCAGAGCCCCAGCAGCAGUGUCGCUACGCCGACCAGCACUUUAAGCACUCCGUCCAGGAGGAGUAGCUGCGCCCUGCAGGACCUCUACAUUCCCCCUCCUCCAGCAGAGCCCUACACCCCCAGAGAUGACAAGGGAAGUCUGCCGGAUGAUGAUCCUCAAUCAGAUGUCCAUGUCGCAGAGGGAUCUGAGUCACCAAACUCCUACUUGGAUCAGGAGUGUCGAAGGCGAUUUCCUCUGGUGGAGGAGGAUACUAUACUGUACUGUUACGAGUACGACCAGAACCAAGAGGGUGCAUCAGUCCGCAGGGGGAGCACGCCCACCUACGGGAGGCUAAGGCCCAUAUCAAUGCCAGUGGAAUACAACUGGGUGGGAGACAACGAAGACCUGGCCAAGCUGAAGAGAGAGAGCAGGAGAGAGAAUUCUCUGAUGCAUUUUGAGAGUGAAGACAAGACCUCACACGAAGACUUCCUCCUGGGUCGCAGCCUGAGUCAGAACAGGAGGAAGACCGAGCGAGGAGCCAGCCCGACCCAUUACACACUCGUCCCUGCCCUCCAGAUGGAAGUCUCCCGGUCCACGUCUAGCUCUGACUCUGCAUCCUUGUAUCACGUUUUUGAACGAUCCUCAUUGCUUUCAAGAUCAAAGAAAAAGGGUAAAGCUGGAAGUCCUCUCACUUCAAUCAGCAAACGGCGGAUUUCCUGCAGGGACUUGGGUCAGGGCGACUGUCAGGGCUGGCUGUGGAAAAAGAAAGACGCUAAAACCUAUUUUUCGCAGAAGUGGAAGAAGUACUGGUUCAUCCUGAAAGACACGUGUCUGUACUGGUACAUGAAUGAGGAGGAUGAGAAGGCGGAGGGCUUCGUCAGCCUACCAGAGUUUAAGAUAGAUCGUGCCACUGAAUGCAGAAGGAAGUUUGCUGUUGUUCUCCCCCACAGGUGGCUUAGUCGUCUCAGUAUGGCAGUGGCAGGCUACUCUGAGCAGCAGGAGAAAAUGCGCCAAGACCAAGAUUACUGGAGUGAGAGUGAUCAUGAGGACAUGGAAAUGCCCUCAAUGUCCAAACAGGACAGUCCACCACCACCUUAUGACACCUAUCCCAGAGCAUCCUCAGUGAGUCCUUACCUUGAACCGAAACGCGGGCAUCUCUCCUCCUCCGACACCUUUCAGUCUCGUUCUUCUCACGAGGAGUUCCGCUCGGAGCCUCAGGAAGGCAGCAGCAACAAUGGCAUCUCCCCCGGGCCAAAGACGAGCAGCCAUCGAAACUCGUGGCACGACCAGAUGGAAAGCAACACACGGAUGCACUACCUCCAGACGUUUCCCAUGGAGGAAUCCUUGUUAUCCCAGGACAGGGACCAGUUGGCGAUGGAGUACCGCAGGCAGGCCACUCUGCCUGCACAGCGCAGUCUGCUGCAGGAACAGUACAGAGCCCUGCCCUUGCCCCUCAGGGCCAGUAUUGAUUCAGAGGCAGGAGGGAAACCUCGCAGCUUCACACUUCCCAGGGACAGCGGCCUCCAUGCUAUCCUGGCUGCCACUGCUGCUUCUGAUCAGGGGGAACCGCAGCACUAUCCACUGGACCGGUCCAGGGAUGCAGGCCAUGGACGUGACUGCAGGAUGCAGACGGACUCUCUGGUGGAUUUGUACCGUGCCCUGGAGCAGACAAACCUGUCUGAUCACAGACCAGCCAACCGCCUGGAAUACAAGCGCUCGUUUGUCCGCCGAGUUAACGACCCCCUGCUGAAUGACAAACUUCACCGCUUACGAAUUCUCCACAGUUCACUCAAUAACGUCCCCCUUCAAGACACAAAUCGAUCGUUGGGUUUUUUAGGGUAGCCUGUUGAGAAUCGGUGUGGCGGUGACAACUAAGCUAUAACACCUCUGUCUGCACUUCACACUGCUGGCGUCCCAGUGACGGAAAUGAAAGGCACCAAAAACCAUUGUUUACCUUCUUGGUUCUCCAUCUCCUCUCCUUUACACCACCUUCAACUGCAGUCCACUUGCAGGAGCACAAAGACUCGCUAUCCCUAUUUGCCUCAUCGCUUUCUUUUUAGGAUGAGGGCUUUAACAAAAGGCAAAAAAAGAUGCCUGGCUUGAUGAAAUAAGUUAUAGGCUCCCAGGGUUUAUGGCAAAUAAGCACUUUGAUUCCAUGUCAGAAAUUUGUCAGAGAGGUUUUUAAAUCAUUGCUCACGUGCAUGGCCACGUCCCUUUGCUUCUGUUGAGUUGUUUGAACAUAAUGCUGGAGUUGUGUGCAGCUGCUCAUUGUGCACAACAUUUGGUUAUGCAUGUGUGUUUGAUUCAUGGGUAUGUUUGUUGUACGAGUGUACAGGAUGUUUUAUAUAUAUAUAUAUAUAUAAACACAGAUAUUAUGAUAUUACAUUACAGCAAAAGUGACUACACGGUGUUUUGGGUUACUUAUACAAAUUGUAAAUCAAGUGCUGUGCCUCAGUGAUAGUGAAUGUACAUUGUACUUUUCCAAGAGAGGUCAGAGAAGACACAGAACGCAAGCUAUCCCUCAAACCAGAGGCACAAAAAUAAAAGGCUUGGCAAUAAUGAACUCGUAUUGUAAAUUACAGAUGAACGAUCAGAAUAGUCGUCUAUUUUUGUAUGCAUGCUGUCUACCUGAUUGUUUGUAAGACAUUUUCUCCACCCCUCGGCUCACCCGCAGUCCCUUACUCACCCACACACACUCAUGCACACAAGCAGCACAGUGUAUUUUUAAUUCUUAUACAAACGGCCCCAGAAAAUUGAAUCAUUUUCUUUCUGAUUGUGCGCCGUAAAAAGCAGAAUAACCGUAUUUAUUAAGUGUUUAAUGUGCAAGCAUGCUUUGUAAGACUAAAACAUUGUACCCAGCCAUGUGACUCACAUAUCACACCUGUGCCAUAUUGUAGCUGCAUAUUUUUUUUUUUUUAAAUAAAGUACAUACAUG
Molecule: messenger RNA, 4370 nt
Organism: Neolamprologus brichardi
Lineage: Eukaryota; Metazoa; Chordata; Actinopteri; Cichliformes; Cichlidae
Source: RefSeq, a predicted model, not a curated record